This is a messenger RNA of Poeciliopsis prolifica (blackstripe livebearer), 1624 nucleotides long. RefSeq names its product claudin 11a (gene cldn11a). Gene Ontology annotation, biological process: cell adhesion; bicellular tight junction assembly. Gene Ontology annotation, molecular function: structural molecule activity. Gene Ontology annotation, cellular component: bicellular tight junction; plasma membrane. The coding region runs from base 236 to 895 and encodes 219 amino acids. Lineage: Eukaryota; Metazoa; Chordata; Actinopteri; Cyprinodontiformes; Poeciliidae. The transcript has 3 exons. The record is from RefSeq and is a predicted model, not a curated record.
AUGCUGGUAGAGUUUUGUUCUUUUGCCGUUUGCAGCAGACUUGAUUUGGUGGAUCCCCCCAGGCAAAAACCUACAUAUUCAUCUGGAUUUAAUCUUUUUUUUAUUGGAAUAUAAACCCUUGAUAAGAAUUUUUCUACCCACCCCCACAUUUCAACAGAAUUAUUUAAUCCACUCAAACUUUCCCAAAAGCGGUUUGCGACUUUGGAACAAGCGCUCUUGACGCAAACUUUGUGCCAUGGCAAACUCUUGCCUCCAACUGUGCGGCUUUCUCCUGAGCACCCUGGGCUGGCUCGGGAUUGUGAUUGCCACGUCCACGAACGACUGGGUGACGAUGUGUAAGUAUGGCGUGACCACCUGCAAGAAGAUGGAUGAGCUGCAGUCCAAGGGACCCUGGGAGGAGUGUGUCAUCUCCACAGCACUCUACCACUGUGUCUCCUACACACAGAUCCUGGAGCUGCCAGCCUACAUCCAGACCACUCGAGCCCUAAUGAUCCUGGGGUCUAUCCUGGGUCUCCCUGCGGUGCUUCUCCUUCUCAUGUCUAUGCCUUGCAUCAGCAUUGGAAAUGACAUGCAGAACGCCAAGAACAGACGGGCCAUCCUGGGAGGAGUGCUGAUGGUUGUUGUUGCAUUGUGCGCUUUGGUGCCGACCAUCUGGUUCCCCAUCGGUGCCAACCAAGAGCUCGGCCUCAUGUCUUUCGGCUUCUCCCUCUACGCCGGAUGGGUGGGCACCGUUUUCUGCCUGCUGGGUGGCGUGAUGCUCACGUGCUCGUCGGACUCUUCCACCUCCUCUCCACGCAGCUUCCAGGACAACAAUCACUAUUACUACUCCAAACACGGAGGUGGCAACCUGCCAGCAGCCUCCUCCAACCAUCAUGCCAAAAGUGCCCACGUCUAAGGUUGGAGAUACCGUUGGGUCCCAUGGGGAUUCUUGUACAUAGAGACAUUUGCACAAAAAGCAAACAUUUAUGAGGUCCAUGUUUUACAGUACAAUGCGAAGGAGUAUAGACGCAAAGAACACAGAGAUAGAGCAUUUAAUUACAGUUUGAUUCUUGUUUUUGUCCUGAAGUGCCAAUUUUCCAACCUCCACACAAAGAGGUGUGGUGUGGACUCACCCCACUGUUACAUAAACGUACAAUCUCAUAAUACAAAGGCUUGUUUAAUGAGAUCCCUGAUGAUGGAAUCUCAUCAGGGUCUUUGUCACUGAGUACAAUUUUAAAUCUGUUUAAUAUCUUUGUUUUGAUCAAAUAUGGGUGUGGUUGUGCUAAGUUUUGUUUUUAAGCUAAAUUGUUCUUUUCUUUUUUCUGUACAUGGAUUAUUUGGACAGUAUUACUAACUCCAGAGUGAUGAACAUGAUUAAAACAAUUUAGCACAACGUUCAACUAAACUGAACAUGGACCCUGACGUGAAGCUUCACCAACCAGUGUUUAUAUCUCUGUUAAAGAAUCGGAAUUUACAGAGUAAAUGUUUUUUUGUUUGUUUGUUUUAAUGGUCAACAAAGAGCAAAAAUUAAAUGUCACAUUUUAGAUAUACACUUUAUUCUUUGUUUACUAAUUUUGUUGUUUUAGGUUUAAUGAACAAUUGUUUGACAUAAACACAUGCGGCAUUAAAACAUUUCUUAACCACA